CCCAAGCCUCCAGCCGCGAAGCGCCACAGGUGCCGUGACGUCACCGCCGCGCCGCGCGACAGCCUAAGUCCGAACCGCGCGGCCGCCGCUUCGUAGCGAGUGGGCAGCUGCGGGUACGCCGAGGAUCUCUGACGCCGUACAUCGCGACUUGUGCUCCCAUCUGACAACCUUAUCGCAUACAAAUGCACAUGAUGCACAUGACUUGAUGCCUGGCUCCUGUCAAACACCACGUGCGGUACCAACUGCACGGUCAUGUGUUUUGUGUUUUACUGUCCAGUGCUUAAGUGUUGCCUACCUGACGCAAACAACAGGUAUACUUCUUCCCCUGUGUAAGCGAUAUGUGACUGUCAUCGAGAUCCUGCCUGCCAGAACAGCGAAGGAGCCUAUUUCUUCGAACUGCAGCAUUUCCAACAGCAACUAGAUAAGCAAGUGUUUUUCAGUAUCUACUACAAGCUCCCAAUAAUUUUUAGAGUGAUUUCGGAAGUGGACCACUACAACUGAUGUAUCACACUUGAGGAAACGAAAUUUUUUUCAUCUACAGCUCAAAAUACUUAUUCUAGGUUUGAAAAGGGCACAAAAAUCGAAAACAACACAAACAACUUGAAUUGUUGAUUUGUCAAUGGUAUCUGUCUGUUCGCGUCUUACGACAACGUUUUCCCUCUUGUUGGCCAUAUUCUCACGCACAGCCACCCCAAUAUAAAGCGCCUUAUCUGCAGCAGUCAGAAACACAGUUUCCUCCUGAGCUUAGUGUCUACAGUUCCUGUUAUACCAUUUGAUUAACCUAAAUUCGUUAAGUUUAUCAAACGAGUAAUCUUUCCCAAAAUCCAAAACAUUACCAGUGAAAGUGUGAAUUCACGUAGUGAAAGAAAAUGUGAUAUUACUCUGUAGGUUUCUGAAAGACGCUUAUGGAUAAUUAUGUAUGAAUGCUGUGCAUAUAAAUAUUGAAAAUUUCACUAGUGGUCAAGUGUUUUUGUGUACAGUGCCAUCAAAUGAAGACAUCUAUUGCUGCAGUUCUGCUCAGUUACGCUGGCGCUUUCCGUUAGCAGAUUACUGAACCAUAUACCGCAACGAUUACUCAUCUCUUCAUCAACGAAGUAUCGUCCGUCAAAGCAUUCAUCCGCCAUCUCCGGUUUCCAAGAUAACAUCAAAAGGUUGGUCAGAACUGAUGCAGCUAACUAAUCCACCAGUAAGAAAACAUCUCUAAAGCCGUAUCUGCGUCCGCCUCGCCGCUGGGAGAGCUCAUUCUUCUGGCCAGACGUAGCGGCCGGCUCUCCGCUGAUAAACUUGCCGAAACAUUUCCAGGCGGAGCGCCGUGUGAUGCCGGGCGUGGGCGCGCAGGAUGGCGCCCCCCGCUAGCUCCAGCCCCAGCGCAGCCGCACCCAGCCUCUGCCUCCGCCCCCGCCGCCGCAGCCGCAGCCGCGACCGCCCCCGCAGCUGGCCGCGGCGGCCUCCGCUAGCAGCCGACAUGCUCCAUGAUGGAGAGGAAGCGCUCCAGCCGCCGCUACCGCUACCGCCCGCGCAAGAGCUGGGCCGAGCGCUUCAAGGACUACCUGCGACACUUCCUCGCCUUCAUGUUCAGCAAUGUCGGCAUCAUUGGCCUGGUGGUGGGCUACACGAUCGCGGGCGCGUUCAUGUUCAUGGCGAUCGAGGGCUCGGAGCCGGGCUGGCCGGCGCACGAGGCGGAGCGCAUGCGCAGCGAGACGGCGGCGCGCCUGUGGCGGCUCACCGAGCAGCUGAACCCCAUCCCGGGGCGCGCGCGCUGGGCCGAGGCGGUGGCGCCCGAGCUGGCGCGCUACCAGCGAGACGUGGUGCGCCUCGUGCGCGACGGCUUCGACGGCAGCAGCGCGCGCCCGCGCUCACAGUGGACCUUCUCGGGCGCCUUCCUCUACUCGCUCACCGUCAUCACCACCAUCGGUUACGGCAACGUGACGCCCAAGACUGAGUGGGGGAAGCUGGCGACGAUCGUGUACGCCAUCGUGGGCAUGCCGCUGUUCCUGCUCUACCUGUCGAACAUCGGCGACAUCCUGGCGCGCAGCUUCAAGUGGACGUUCGCGCGCCUUUGCCUGUGCCGCGGCUGCGCCCGCCGCCGUCGCCUCCCGCCGCCUCCGCCACCGCCGCCCUGGCAGAGGUCGUCAUCGGCUCCAGCGUCCUUCCAGGAGUUCCAGAUGGAGCGCCGGGCGCCCCCGAUGCGCCGUUCGUUGGGCCAGCGACCCCUGGGUACAGGGGCGGACGUGGGGGUGGGCCUGCGGGACCUCGACGGCGGCGGCGGCGCUUUCUCGGAAGACGGCGUCGUCUCCGACCCGGAGGCCGACGAGGACCUCGACGACUCCGCUGACGAGGACUCCACCAGCAGCACGUCCAGCUACGACCCGCAGUCCGUCACCGUGCCCGUCACCCUCUGCCUGGCCAUCAUGGUGGGGUACGUGUGCGGGGGCGCCUUCCUGUUCUCCGAGUGGGAGUCUUGGGACUUCCUGGACGGCUCGUACUUCUGCUUCAUCAGCCUGAGCACCAUCGGCUUCGGCGACAUCGUGCCCGGCGACAAGAUCUACAGCGAGGGCAUCGAGCUGAGCUUCAUCUUCUGCAGCAUGUACCUGAUGCUCGGCAUGGCGCUCAUCGCCAUGUGCUUCAACCUCAUGCAGGAGGAGGUCGUCCACAAGAUCCGCUCGUGCGCGCGCUCCGUGCGCAACUGCUUCGGCUGCCGGUGACACAGGUAGAAGAACCACAACGGGACCGCCAAAACGCAGAGUCCCUCCCUUUGGCGGCACCGCCGCUGCGAUUUCCGGCUUCGUCCAAAGAGGCAGCGCGCCGGAAGAAUGUCCCUGGCCAGCGGCGGCGGAGGAGACGCCGCGCGACUUCAAACGGCCGGCCGCCUGGCGAGUUUUGUGUGCGCCUCCUGCUGCCGGCUUUGUGCAGUCGCGAUUGCUGCGGAUUAAGGUGCGGCGGGUGGGCGGCCGCACAGACGUGCAAAUUGCUUCCCGCCCGCGCUGUCCGCGCCAAAAUUGUCCCGCGUCGGCGAGACACACACACGGCAGCGGCGGGGGCGGAAACGGCGGCUAAUGAAGGCGUGUAAAUUGCGAACCGAGCAAAAGAAGCGGAAGAAGGAGACGGCGCCGAGAAACUUCUGUGGGGGAAGUAUAGUGGCGCCGGACUUAAUUCCCCCUUGCUUUUUCCUCUCUAGGUCCAAUGGCGUGAUUCCCAAGAUGAACAUUCAUUCUGUGUGUGUGUGUGUGUGUGUGUGUGUGUUGGUGCGAGGGGUGUAAGAGGGUGCCCGGGCGAGACAAGAAUAGGAGCCGCGAUUUGCUAGUCGGAACUGUAGGCGAGAAAUAAAUAUUGAAAAAUCGCAAGCCACCGGUUCUGUUGGGAUGCAAAGUGGAUUUCGGGCGCGUUGAUUGCCCAGGUGCGCGCAUUGUACGCGUGGCGGAAUGAGGAUGCAUUAUUAAGAGCGGCGCCUAGUCCAGCCCGCGAGGCACCUGUUUGGCUGGGAGCAGGUCCGCGCCCGGCCGGUCCCAGACGCCUGUGUCAGCUUUUGCGCCUGCCAUCAGAGCGGCUGCGAAUUUCGCAAUCCAUACAGAUUUUCGCCUGCCGCUCUCCAGUCUCCCUGAGGAAUAAACACAGACACGCACACAGCCCGCCCCCCCCUCCCAAAAAAAAAUAAUGCUACCAUCCAGGCGCAAUUUUCUUACUGUCAAGAGUCCGGCGAUUUAUGGCUCAGGACCCGUCCCAGGCGCUCAGAACGGCACAACUGAAGCGCUGUGCCUCUGUACACGCCAGCAAAGUGUGUGAGUAUUUGUUUGUUUGUGUGUGUGUGUGUUUAAUCGUGCAAGUGUUUGUGCAUGUUGGUGCGGUCGUCGCCAAGCGGCGUAAUUUUUUGCCGCUGUCAGCGUUGUUAUAUCCCAGUUAAAUUAUUUCCUUUGCGGCAGAAGCGCUUGCGUGUGACGUUUUCGCGAUAGCUAAUUUUAAUACCGUGUUUUCGCUUCGUCCCCCCCCCCCCUGCCCCGUGUCCCACCGCCCUUUUCUCCCACCCACGUUCCCAAUCCCUUCCCCCAUCCUUUACUUUUGAUAUUUGCACUGUCCCGGAGGGAAACUACGCAUCGCUAAAUAAGAGCUGACGUGUGCCGCGGGUCGAAAUAACCGCAUGAUAAUGAAGACGUUGUUUGAUUUAUUUUUUUCUUUUUCUUUUCAUUGUCCUCGCAGCUCUUUUUUAAGCGUGUGAAAGUUUGUAAAUACACCCUACGAGGAUCAAAUUGUGCCUGUUGUUUUUAUGUCAGACUGAAGUUGU
Schistocerca nitens (vagrant locust) is the source of this 4279-nucleotide messenger RNA. RefSeq names its product TWiK family of potassium channels protein 18 (gene sand). Gene Ontology annotation, cellular component: membrane. The transcript has 10 exons. Gene Ontology annotation, molecular function: potassium ion leak channel activity. The coding region runs from base 1473 to 2705 and encodes 410 amino acids. The record is from RefSeq and is a predicted model, not a curated record. Lineage: Eukaryota; Metazoa; Arthropoda; Insecta; Orthoptera; Acrididae. Gene Ontology annotation, biological process: potassium ion transmembrane transport; stabilization of membrane potential.